Archocentrus centrarchus (flier cichlid) is the source of this 2421-nucleotide messenger RNA. RefSeq names its product nucleic acid binding protein 1a (gene nabp1a). The coding region runs from base 957 to 1619 and encodes 220 amino acids. Gene Ontology annotation, molecular function: DNA binding. The record is from RefSeq and is a predicted model, not a curated record. The transcript has 6 exons. Gene Ontology annotation, cellular component: SOSS complex. NCBI's taxonomy places the organism in Eukaryota, Metazoa, Chordata, Actinopteri, Cichliformes, Cichlidae. Gene Ontology annotation, biological process: mitotic G2/M transition checkpoint; response to ionizing radiation; double-strand break repair via homologous recombination.
CAAGAAGGUUGAAUCGUGUAGUUUUGAGUUUGUACAGAUUUUAAAAAAUAGCGUUUUGGGGGCUUUAGUAUUUAGGUAUAAAUACCUAGGACAUUUAACAAUAAGUGUUUUUCGAACAACUGCACCGUUAUUGGGGGCACAGAUAGUUAAAAAAUAGACACACUAGUCGUAUAACAAAGCAUUUGGCCAGACUGCGCGCUAACAAAGCUAACAGUUCCUUAUACUUAAAAAAGGCACACAAAGGAAAUGCGGUCGAUUAGUUUAAAAGCAUUAAAUAGAGCUGUCUAAAUGAUCGAGUGGUAGUGUCAUCUCCUAAAAAAGCUAAAAGUACAGACAGUACAUCAGGCUGUGAUGUAACUUGCAGCCAGUGGAGUGGUAUUUGUUAAAACAGGAACCUCAGAUUUGAACUAGCGAUUUUUUAUAUUUGUCAGCUUAUUGGUAUCUGAUUUCGAAACAUCGUUUGAGUACUCAGCAGCUAGCUACAUUAUCUAAUGUUAUAGAAAGAAUGAAGCUGACAUUAUGGCGAUAAUCGCGAAAAACGAGAUGUCCAGACACUCGUAUCCUGAAACUAAAAGAAGGUAGCUAACUGCGAGCUAGCAGACAUUUAGCGAAUUGUUCCUAAGCGGAGCUAUCUGGUCUCCCUGCUACUGUCAGUUAGCUGUGAAGAGUAGAGUCGAGUCUUAAAGCUCUUGCCUCCACUGGCAGGAACGUUUACGGUAUUAAGUUUAAUGUGGGUGGCUAUCUAAGACUCUGCCCCCGGUGUUUAAUGUUAAACAGUUAAGAUUCGUGUUGGAAGUGGAGUUAAGAUAGCCUUUGGCUGACAGGCUAAUUAGUUAGCUAAGCUAAAGCUAACGGUUCCAGCCCCCUGUUACAUAGUAACGACAGUUAUAGCUGCUGAGUUUAAGUGACAGGAAGAGAGGAAUUAGUGGGGUUCUUUUCCACCCUCGAGAUUAAUAAUGGCAGCACCUACAAACGAGGCCUUGUUUUUGAUAAAGGAUGUGAAGCCUGGCUCGAAAAACUUGAAUAUCGUGUUCAUCGUUUUGGAAAUAGGGCGAGUAACCAAAACGAAAGAUGGCCAUGAGGUACGCUCAUGCAAGGUGGCAGACAAGAGCGGGAGCAUAGCUAUCUCAGUUUGGGAUGAACUCGGCAGCCUUAUUCAGCCAGGGGAUAUCAUCAAGCUGACCAGAGGCUAUGCAUCUAUAUGGAAAGGCUGCCUGACCCUGUACACUGGAAGAGGAGGAGAUCUGCAGAAGAUUGGAGAGUUCUGCAUGGUGUAUUCAGAAGUGCCCAACUUCAGUGAACCAAACCCAGAGCUAUUAGCCCAAGCAAACCAGCAAAACAAGUCUGGUAAGCCUGACCAAAACCAGAGGGGGAACUCUCCGCCCAAUCAGAAUUCAGGUACACCUGCCCCACCAGGUAACGGUGCCAUGCCGCCAUUUGCCAACAAUAACCAACCACCCAGCGCACCCCGUGAUCCUGCGUUUGGGAACGUCGGGCGGCCCAAUGGUCGGUCGCCUGGCAAUGGAGCCCCUGCAGUCACUGCUGCCGGACCCCCACCAGCUACAAAGUCCUCAGUUACAAUUAGCAACGGCAGGGACCCACGACGUGCCAAAAGAUGAAAUUAGGGGUUAGAGGUUGGAGGGGGGGUAUAUGUGAGAACUCUAUGGACAUCCCCAUAUUCUCCUGCUUACAUCUUUCCCACUUUUUUGCCCCUUCUCCAUCACAGCCUGUCUUGGCUAUUAAAAAAAAAAAAGACUGAAUUAUGUUAGGGACUACUUGCAGAAUUUUUUUUUUUUUUUAAUGCAGGCUAAAAUAAUCAGAUGUGUCGUUUGUCAUGUGUAGUGCAGGUAGUGCUCUCCAUAAGCAGCACAGUGAUCAUGAUGAACUACUUUGUGUUAUCAGGGCUUCUUAGAUAGUCGCGACCUGGUGGCUGAGAUGCGGUCGGCUUCUUAAUCUGCACCCUUUUCUUCGAGUUGCCAGUUCUGUGCCAGUGUUACCCCCACUCCCAAACACACACCAACCUGAACCCUUCCCCUGUUCUUUAAAACUAUACACCCUACUUGAACACUUGAUGCACUUUCUUCUCUUAAUUUAUGUUGGGGCUUAGCUGUCAUUUAAAUCAGGAAAUCACCUUUUUUUUUUUUUUUUUUGUGAAAAAGGCCUUAAGUUGGUGAAAAUUAGUAGUUGCCUGACUGCCCAUGUGAAACUUCAAACCAAACUGUUACCUGAAGUGACUGUGUGAAAGGAAAGGUGUUAGUUUUGAGUUUUGAUGAUAGGUAGACUGUUAGUGAACUGUUUUUUUUUUUGUUUUGUUUUUUUUUCUCUUUUCUUUGUCAGCCAUCAACUGUACGUUUUUAGGGACCAUUUAAAUACUGGCAAAACGGUUCACCAAAUAAAUUUUAGACUAAUUUUUCUGCCACA